UUUAUAAGGGGAAAGGAUGGCAGUCAAAACUUCUUCAGUUGACCAGGUUCUUGAUGCACUGGGAGGUGCAGGACGGUACCAGCUGUUUCAGUACUUCGUGUGUAUGUUGUCGGCAUUGUCAGCGUCCUUCCAGCUUCUCAACAUCGUGUUUGUGGGUAGACAUGUGGCCCAUACCUGCAAACAGCCGGUCAAUAUAUCUGAUAUCUACCACGUCAUUGACAAUGAACUCUAUCAAGCCAACAACAGUAAGAUCUACUUUGAGAAAUGUAACAUACGGGUUGAAGCCAACAUUUCUGGCGAUAUCUCCACCUCCGAUUUGUCCUGUAUCUAUGGUUACGAGUAUGUGGAAGGGAAAGAUACCUCGCUGAUGUCUGAUAUGGACAUCGUGUGUGACAGAGCACAUUUACGCGGAUUUGCCCAGACGCUUCUCAUCAUAGGGCAGGGUAUUGGAGCGUUCGUCCUUCCCGUCUUCUCGGACCAUUAUGGCCGCCGCCCUGUGCAGCUCUUGUCCCACCUUUGUUUUCUGGGAUUGGGCGUGGGCGUCGCCUUCGCCCCUACCUACACCGUAUUUCUUGUAUUACGAGUGUUCUUGGGUUUUGUACAACAGGGAAUAGUAUUGACGAAAAUGACAAUAAGCAUUGAGAUGUUCCCCUCUCGUCAUCGGAAGCUGAGUGGCCUCUUUGGCUCUAUAAUGUGGACGUUUUGCACCGCAUCCAUCGCCCUGAUCGCCUACCUGAUGCAGACCUACUCCUGGAGAAUUACACAGCUUGUGUACUGUUCUGUGUCCUUAUACGUCUUCGUCCAGUUCUUCUUACUGGACGAGUCUCUGUCCUGGUUGAUCACCAACAACAAGACCAAGCAAGUCACUAAGAAUCUCAAGAAAGCAGCUCGCAUCAGCGGUAAGGACUAUCAAACAGUUUUGAAUGUUUACAAGAACAUACAGAAACAACAGGAAUCUGAGAACAGCCUCACUGAAUCUUUACUUGGAAGCAAAGACCGGGGCCUCAAUGGAAAGAAGAUGACUCUGAAAGAAAAGGAUAAGACUAAGCCUUCAUUCUUAGACCUGAUGAAAAGAAAACGACUGGCCGCGAAUGUGUUUGUAUUGUGGUUUGUAUGGAUAACAGACAGUUUAACAGUGUUUGGACUAUUCAUGAUGUCCCAUUCUCUCGCUGGCAGCCCCCACGUCAAUUUCGUGCUUUACUCUCUCCUUGAGGCUCCGUCAGUUCUUGUCUUCUACUUCAUGGUCGACAGAUAUGGUCGCAAGAAGACAAGCAUGACUCUACAUGGCACCGCUGGUAUUGCUCUGCUUGCGGCAACAGUCUGCAAAUCUGUAGGCAAAGGCAGCUCAUGGUCUCCGAUUGCUGUCACAGCCUUCUCUUGUAUCGGGAUGUUCGGGGCGGCGGGAGCAUGGGGAACGUCCUUCUUCUUCACACCAGAAAUGUUUCCAACGAAUCUGAGAAAUGUUGGACUGGGGACUUCGUCUGCCUGUUCUCGGCUUGGUGGGAUGUUGGCUCCUUUCUCGAGUCUCCUUGCUGAACACGUGGAGUGGGCCCCUGGAACCAUCUUCGGAGUGUGCUGUCUCCUAGCUACCCUCCUCGUGAACGUCCUGCCAGAGACGAUGGGGAGAGAACUCCCGCAAACCGUGGACGACGUGGAAGCAUGGCACAAGAAGACGGACGCCAAAACAGCUAAAGAUAUGGACAAUUCUCCUUAGUGUCUUGGAACUGAGAAUUUCCUGACCCUAUAUUCAAGAAUAUAAUAAUGAUGUGCGAAAUUCGGUUCAUUGGGUUAAGAAGCACACCAUACAUUGUUGUGAAAAAACACAUAUAUGAUUGUAAACCAAUAGUGAGUUUUUUUCCACAAUCUGAUUGGUUAAUUAUCCUUGUCGAAUAGUGUUCGACAUACCUGAAAAUGAUGGCCUAAUAACCGCACAUUAAUACGUUGGCACUAAUACCGUACUACUUUCGCUGCAUGAAUUUGCAUAAUGGAGGAACAUUAUCACCUCAAUUUCUUUCCCUGGGAUUUUGAUACAAUCUUUGAAGAUGACAAAGUCUUGGAAGAAUUAUUCAAAGAUGAUGGUGACAGGUGUAUACAAUCACAUGGCACAUAGUCAUAUGUGAUCAGAUAAUAGUAAAGUGAUUGAAGAGCCAUAAAAUAAUACCCUUCAACAUUGUUCAAUGAUGUUAUUCACAAAUGAACUGCUCUGCAAAUUUCAA
Haliotis rubra (blacklip abalone) is the source of this 2216-nucleotide messenger RNA. RefSeq names its product organic cation transporter protein-like. Gene Ontology annotation, molecular function: transmembrane transporter activity. Bases 17 to 1714 code for a protein of 565 amino acids. Gene Ontology annotation, biological process: transmembrane transport. NCBI's taxonomy places the organism in Eukaryota, Metazoa, Mollusca, Gastropoda, Lepetellida, Haliotidae. The record is from RefSeq and is a predicted model, not a curated record. The transcript has 10 exons. Gene Ontology annotation, cellular component: membrane.